GAGUGCGUAAUUAUCGGUCAAAUUUUAUCGUCCGCUGGAGAGAAACUAAAAUUUUGGAGUAAAAUUUAUUUUUUCCGAGUAAUUUGUUUGAUAAUUUUGUAAAUAAAAAUGGUUCGUGAGAAAAGUUCAGUAGAACUUAUAACAGAUUUCUUUUAUAACUUUAUGGACGUUCCUGUAACGUUUUUUCGAGAGAAAAUCGUUGAACCAAAUCAACAAAAAUAUCCUUGGUACCAUCAAAAGUAUCGACGAGUUCCAACUGUCGAUCAAUGUUACACAGAUGAUCGUGUUUGUAUAUUUGAAGCUGAUGAACAAUUUCGAAGAGAUAGACUUGUAGACAGUGAAAUUUGUGACCUUUUGAAGCAACGUUAUGAGGAUUGUGCCAUUUAUCAAGGAGUCGUUGAUCGAGAAAGAUGCCAACCACUUUUAGAUGCCUAUGAAACUGCUACUGGAGCUUGGUUUUCUAAAUAUGGAGAUGUUGGUGUAAAUCCCAAUUCAAGAAAUGCAUUAAUGAAACAGAAACAUCGCAUGGUUUGGGAACGCAGACACGGUCCAAUUGGUAGUAAACCAAGAGAGUCUGGACCAUAUCCAUAUCGUUGGUUUGAAUUCGAUCCGAAUUGUAAUCGUGGACAGAGAGUUCCCGACAGCAUUAAACCUACACCUACAAAAAAUGAGAAGUAACAUGUUACAUACAUUAUUCACUUAGUAUUUAUAGGAUUAUUAUUAUCAAAAAAAAAAUUGUUUGUCUGCAAAUAAAGGGCGAUUGUUAUUUAA
Messenger RNA from Leptopilina heterotoma, 771 nucleotides. It is a transcript of the gene ND-PDSW, whose product is annotated as NADH dehydrogenase [ubiquinone] 1 beta subcomplex subunit 10. Lineage: Eukaryota; Metazoa; Arthropoda; Insecta; Hymenoptera; Figitidae. The coding region runs from base 109 to 678 and encodes 189 amino acids. The record is from RefSeq and is a predicted model, not a curated record. The transcript is spliced from 4 exons.